UCGGCCACGUUUCGCGUGUAGAGGUCCCGCAGGGCGAGUUCUGAGAUGGCUGACGGCGGGAGCCCUGUGGCCCAGCUGUGCUCCGAGCAGUUCGGUUCCGGGGCGGCCCGGGGCUGCCUCGCCGCCGCCGACGGGAGCCUGCAGUGGGAGGCUUGGGGGUGGCGCUGCUGGGGGUUCUCUGGGCCCUUCACAGUAACACCCCGAGGACGGGACGGCGGCGCAGGGGGCACUCCCGGGGCCGCUUCACCGCCUCUCUCGGGGCUCACGGCCGUGUUCCUGCCGCAGGGCUUCCCCGAUAGCGUCAGCCCGGACUACCUGCCCUACCAGCUGUGGGAUUCCGUGCAGGCCUUUGCUUCCAGCCUCUCAGGCUCCCUGGCCACCCAUGCAGUCUUGCUGGGCAUAGGGGUGGGGAACGAAAAAGCUUCUGUUUCAGCUGCCACUGCCACCUGGUUGGUGAAAGAUUCAACUGGCAUGCUGGGCCGCAUCAUCUUUGCCUGGUGGAAGGGGAGUAAACUGGACUGCAAUGCCAAGCAGUGGAGGCUUUUUGCUGAUAUCCUCAACGAUGUAGCCAUGUUCCUCGAGAUUAUGGCUCCCAUAUAUCCAGUCUUUUUCACCAUGACCGUCUGUACCAGCAACCUGGCGAAGUGCAUUGUGAGCGUGGCUGGCGGGGCCACGCGGGCUGCCCUGACCAUGCACCAGGCCAGGAGAAACAACAUGGCUGAUGUGUCAGCCAAGGAUAGCAGCCAGGAGACACUGGUAAACCUGGCAGGGCUCCUGGUCAGCCUCUUGAUGCUUCCCCUGGUGUCAGCUUGCCCUAGCUUCAGCCUUGGUUGUUUCUUCUUCCUCACCGCCCUUCACAUCUACGCCAACUACCGGGCAGUCCGAGCCCUUGUCCUAGAGACCUUGAAUGAAGGCCGGCUCCGGCUGGUCCUGAAGCACUUCCUUCAGAGGGGAGAGGUACUUGGCCCCACCUCAGCUAAUCAGAUGGAGCCACUGUGGACAGGUUUUUGGCCGUCUCUGUCUCUAUCCCUGGGGGUCCCCCUACACCGCUUGAUCUCCAGUGUCUUUGAGCUGCAACAGCUGGUUGAGGGACACCAACAACCCUACCUCCUUCGCUGGGACCAGUCGCAAAACCAGGUGCAAGUCGUUUUGAGCCAGAUGGCAGGCCCUGAAACCAUCCUAAGGGCUGCCAUACACGGACUGGUGCUUGAAGCCCUGCAGGGAGAUGGGCCCCUCCCAAGAGAACUGGAGGAACUGAGGAACCUAGUACAGGCAGGCCCUGAGAAAGAGAGCUGGGUCAUCGUCAGGGAGACACACCGAGUGUUGGACACGCUAUUCCCAAAGUUCUUGAAAGGGGAAUUGCUGUGGCAGUUUGGCCAAGGCCUCAUGGGCUAUAACCGCCAGUCGGAUGGACAGGGGCCCCAGACAGAGACAAGGUGGAGAGAAGGGGAACCAGGGCCUACCCCCCCACUCCUGCUCCUGCCGUUCUCCCUUCUCACCACUGCAGGCUCCUCACGCCCAUUCAUUGUGAGGCUGAGCCCUGUCCUGGCUGUGGCUCAUGGUGUCCAACAGGGUUCGCCUCAGGCAUAAAAGCCCCAGAGGAACGUGGCCACAGCCAUCAUUAGCAGGGCAUUGAAGUUGACCACACGGGCCCAGCUCGAGUCCUCGCUGAUGUCCUCCAGCCGCCUGGCUGCGGCAGCCACCUCCUCCUGGGUAGGGGCAGCGGGGCUACCGGCCCCAGCCCCGCUCAUUCCACAGAACCAGAGCAGGCACCUGCGGACCAGGCCUGGAGCUGGGGACUGGGGCUCUAGGAAAAAUUGACACUGUACAGUUAGUUUCAGGGGACCUUGGCUCCCCUAGUCCCUAGCUGCACCUCCCGAAGUAGCGCCUUACCCUCCAUGUCCACUGCACGCUCCGGACACCCAUUCUGGAUGGGGGGGGAGGCGGGACCUUCCGGCUCAUCAGCAUCCAGGUCCUCUCGCUCCUCCUUGCUGUGCCGCAGACUGAAAACCAGGCGGUGGAGCUGGGGAAGGGGGCAGGGACCAAGUGAGAGUGCUGCUCCCCCACCCGGGACCCUCAAGUCUCUUGUCCUCCCGGUACUCUCUCAGCUCCCUCUGUCCGCCCUGUACACACAGUUCAGACUCCGUUCACUCAAACCCGACCUUCCAUGGCUGCCCUUUGCCCUCUUCAACUGUGUCUUUAAAGCUCUUGGCCCCGGUCAGCCCUGCUUCAUUACCCCAAGUCCCUGUCUACACUCAAAUUAUAGUCCUUUAGACGCCAGUCUUCUAGUCCUGCUAACAGUGUUCCUUCCUGUGGAUAUUUGUUCACAGAGUUUCCUCCUGCUCCCUUUCCCCGCUCCUCCACCCGUGCAGCCCCGCCCAUCCUGCCCAGCUCCUCUGUCCUGGCCCCAAUCCGCCCUGCUCUGGGGCCCCUCCCCUGCAGCAGUACAAGACCAAACCCUUCUGUGGGCCUUCAGGAUAGUACUCUGUCCCUCUCAGCCACCAAUCAGAUCUGUGGUCUGAGUCCCAGGGGCCAUUCCAAGGACUUUGGGGGGCUUUCAUCACCUCCCCCACAGUCUUCAAGCCACCUCCCCGCCCCCCCCCGAAUACCUCAAAUAAAUGUCAU
Neomonachus schauinslandi (Hawaiian monk seal) is the source of this 2625-nucleotide messenger RNA. It is a transcript of the gene RUSF1, whose product is annotated as RUS family member 1. The coding region runs from base 46 to 1590 and encodes 514 amino acids. The record is from RefSeq and is a predicted model, not a curated record. Lineage: Eukaryota; Metazoa; Chordata; Mammalia; Carnivora; Phocidae. The transcript has 13 exons.